Messenger RNA from Ilyonectria robusta, 685 nucleotides. RefSeq lists its product as uncharacterized. The record is from RefSeq and is a predicted model, not a curated record. The transcript has 2 exons. Bases 85 to 534 code for a protein of 149 amino acids. Lineage: Eukaryota; Fungi; Ascomycota; Sordariomycetes; Hypocreales; Nectriaceae.
GGAGUGAGCAGCGAGGCUUGAGGCGGCGAGGAAGUGGCUUUUUGCGCCGUCGCAGGCUAAUGCCUCGUUCCCGCUUUGCUGUGCAUGCCUGGCCAGCCCCCCCCAGUGCAAAAUGCUUUGCAUCCGACGACUUCACCCGUCAGGCCACGGCCUAAACAGUGCGAGAUCGGUCUGUACGGAUCUUCACCGACUGUUCCGCCCGGGCGAGACCGCGGCGGGCGUGGACGGCGCCGCCCCGUGAACGUUGUGGCUACUUGUUGCGGCCGGCUACUUGGGGAUGGAGACACAAACAUUAAGCCGGUCCUCGGCCAAACAGCCAUGUCUUACAGUUCUCCUCAUGGUGUCUCACAUCGGGAUCUUCACUUGGCAAGUCCAAGCCUCGUUGGACGGUCGGGCAGCCACGAGUCCACGGACGUCCGUGGCAAGCAAAUCCAAUUGAUUAUCCUGGCUCAUCAAAGACAUCGUCCGCGUGAUACUGAGACGGCAGGCCAUCUAUGGACCAGCUUCGAGUCUCCUUCACAAGACUUGGCCUAGUGACCGUUGUUGAUCAUUAUUAGACUGUAUUGUUGUCCCGCGGUCAAUAUUCGACGGGUAACCCGAGGAUCGUCGACCAGGGAGGUACGAAUACGGCAAUCGAUGGAGGAGUCAAGGAUUCAAACCCUCAUGGGCCCUUGAUUCUUUUUCG